This is a messenger RNA of Arabis nemorensis, 2208 nucleotides long. NCBI's taxonomy places the organism in Eukaryota, Viridiplantae, Streptophyta, Magnoliopsida, Brassicales, Brassicaceae. The record is from the annotation of a GenBank genome assembly.
AUGGCGGAGACGACGAAGGUGAUGUACAUAGUGGUGGUUGAUGGUUUGGAUACGGCGGCGAUUGUGGAAGAUGACAGAACCGGGAAUUGGAAAGAUUCUUUCCGGUAUACUCGUCCGGUUUUGCAGAGUACUCUUCAGCUUAUGGGAUGCAAAGCUCGUCACGCCUUCAAGAUUAGCCGCAGGGUUUUCGAGUUAAUAAGAAGUGAAGGAUCCUUGAUUCUUUCGCCCUCGCAUAGGAAAGAACCUGAAUUUGACAAGUCAUGUGAUGCUGCUUCAGCUUGUCCUGGUGUAGAAAAGCUUAACAAUGAUGAUGUUGAUAAGAGUAAGCCUUUUGAGAUGUAUAAAAGGCGCACAACCGUUGUUGUUUCACGGGAAAUAUUCUUGAACGUUGUCUGUGAUGCUCUGGCUGAAUAUAAGUAUGUGGGUCACGACCAAAGGGCAGACUUGAUUCUCGCAUGCAGGAUUCGAGAAAGGAAAGAAUCUGUGACUGUUCUCCUUUGCGGCACUAGUGGCUGUGGCAAAUCUACACUCUCCGCACUUCUGGGAAGCAGGCUGGGGAUUACGACAGUGGUCUCAACCGACUCAAUCCGUCACAUGAUGAGGAGUUUCGUUGAUGAGAAGGAGAAUCCUCUGCUGUGGGCUUCAACGUACCAUGCUGGAGAGUACCUUGACCCUGUGGCAGUUGCUGAGUCAAAAGCCAAAAGAAGAAGAGCCAAGAAGUUGGAUGGUUAUGAAAAAACACCACUUGAGGAUGAAAAAGCAAAUGCCUCUGAAGGUGUUAAGUCUAAUAAUACUCAACAGGCGGAUAAUGGAUCUAAAUCAACCACCCCUGUAUUGUUAAGUCCUAAGCAAAUGGCUGUAGAAGGAUACAAGGCUCAAAGUGAAAUGGUUAUUGACAAUCUCGAUAGGCUUAUUACCGCAUGGGAAGAACGAAAAGAGUCUGUGGUUGUUGAAGGUGUCCAUCUAAGCCUUAACUUUGUGAUGGGACUGAUGAAAAAGCAUCCUUCGAUUGUUCCAUUUAUGGUAUACAUCUCGAACGAGGAGAAACACUUGGAACGAUUUGCAGUCAGGGCCAAGUACAUGACCCUGGACCCAGAGAAAAACAAAUACGUAAAAUAUAUACGUAACAUCAGAACAAUACAGGAUUACUUGUGUAAACGAGCUGACAAACAUCUCGUUCCUAAGAUAAACAAUACCAAUGUCGAUAAGAGUGUGGCUGCGAUCCACGCCACAGUCUUCAGUUGCCUGCGUAGGCGAGAAGCAGGAGAGCAGCUCUAUGAUGCUACAACUAAUACCGUCUCUGUGAUCGACGAUGAGUACAGGAACCAAUGCACAGCCAAUUCAUUGAGUUCGAAAGGAAUGUUUCAGCUGAUCCAAAGAAAAGGUUCUUCUAGGCAUCUAAUGGCUCUUCUGAAUACUGAUGGCUCUUUCGCAAGAACUUGGCCUGUUGGCGGUAAGGUUGAUGAGAGCGGGAAGCCUGUCCUUUGUAAUGAGAUAAUGGUGGCAGAUGGAAUGGAGCAUCCCAUUUAUGGAUACCUACAGAAAGCUGAACCGGUGAAUCUUCAGUUUGGUCUAUUUGGGAUCAGUGCUUGGCCUAGUGAUGGAGCCACGAGUCGUGCUGGGAGUGUAGAUGACUUAAGAGCUGACAUGGGUGAAACCGGCAGCCGUUAUUACUCUUCUUGCUGCAGCUCGCCUAGGAUGUCUGAAGGAACUUCUAAAGAGCUUAAGGAGGAGCAGUCCGUGCAUGGGAGCGAUGAAGAGGAUGAAGAGGUGGAGGAUGAUCAACCAGAGCCAGAUACAGACUUUAGCGAUGAUGAUAACAAGCGGGACCAUGAUGAGGUGGGAUCAGUUGAUGAACAAUCGACGAAGUCGGAUGAGGAGUACGAUGAUCUUGCAAUGGAAGACAAAGGCUACUGGACAGACGAGGAGGAAGAGUCUCGCGAUACAGUUGCGGUAAUGUCUGAAAAGAACCAUAAGCCGGCAACAAAAGACGAUAAGUACAUACAAAACUUGGACCUUUUCCUUCGAACUGCGGACCAGCAGCUGGUUGAGCCGUUUCAGCUAUGUACAUCGCUACUCACAUGUGAGGACGGUAACACAAGACUCUGGUCAGGUAAAGAAAAGAUGAGGAAGCGGUCUCUAAGCAUCUCGGCCCUCGGAGAACACGGGUCGGGUUUGUGUGAUCCGAUUCUCUUGGGAGCCCCAUGA